Molecule: messenger RNA, 961 nt
Organism: Dreissena polymorpha
Lineage: Eukaryota; Metazoa; Mollusca; Bivalvia; Myida; Dreissenidae
Exons: 5
Coding region: 278-961 (227 amino acids)
Molecular function (GO): zinc ion binding
Source: RefSeq, a predicted model, not a curated record
UAUACAUGUAUAAUUUGUUUCAGACUUAUUAACAAAGCCAUGGAUUGACAUCACCAUGUUGAUUCAAUGUUAAGUAAUUUUGAAACUUUAACUUAAUGCAUUCAGAACAUUUUAUUUCUUUUGCACAACAGAUGCAAAAGUGCUGAUCUGCGACUUCCACCGGGAGCAAGCGUGGAGUCGGUGGCUAAAGAAAAGAGAAAACCAAGUCUCGGAUACAGACAGUGUUUUGAAACACCUGCAUUCUUUAGCCCCAGCAACAUCUGAAAUCAAGUCUGAAAUGGCAUUGGGGAAAUUGCAAGAAUCAGCAUUUUGGGGAAAUGUCAGAUUUUCUUCUUACAUGUCUAGGAUUUGGUUGCCAGUGAAAGAGCGAUGGGCUAGGUGCUACCGCGCUGAGCUCAACAUCAAUGUUCACACCAACAACGGAUUAGAGAGGUUACACCAGUCCUUCAAGCGCUCUUACCUCAAGGGAAAGACUCAGACCACACUGUCCCGGACUGUUAAUUCCCUCAUAGAACAGUUCUUUCCGGAUAAGUAUCGCAGUUACGUUGCAGAGAAUCAGGCUAUGAUUGGCACCUUCAGUCGUAUUAACCCGGACAUUCCAGAUUUUCUGCACAAACGGCCUACACAUGUCAUUAAGACGUGUUUUGAGAUGAUGGAGAUGUCCAAGGAAAUACCAGAGACUGAUAUCGUGAGGAAUGAUGAGGGCUACUUCUCUGUAGGAAAACACAGUGUCUUCCUCGGUGACACGAAACAGUUUGCAAAGUGUUCAUGUUUUGCCUGGGGGAAAAAUAUGUUGCCAUGCAAACAUAUGUUUUCUAUAUUGAGAUCCGGCGAUUCGUACAACUGGGAUGCUUUAGGCUCAAGCGUCCGAGAAUCACCCUUUUUGAAUGUCGAUUACGCAAAUGCAGGCAAUAGAAUGUGUCCGCUUCUAUACCAAAGAAACAUUUCUGGAGAAAAUUGA